This is a messenger RNA of Rhipicephalus sanguineus (brown dog tick), 930 nucleotides long. RefSeq lists its product as uncharacterized. The record is from RefSeq and is a predicted model, not a curated record. Gene Ontology annotation, biological process: G protein-coupled receptor signaling pathway. Gene Ontology annotation, cellular component: neuron projection. The coding region runs from base 1 to 834 and encodes 277 amino acids. The transcript has 7 exons. NCBI's taxonomy places the organism in Eukaryota, Metazoa, Arthropoda, Arachnida, Ixodida, Ixodidae.
AUGACAACGCCCGCCGGAGGCAGGACUGCUCAGGUUCAAGAUCGCCCGCAACGGUGGCGGUGGCUGCGAACGCUGCCGGGCCACUGGCAAGGCCGUCGGGACGCAACACACUUCCAGGGCUUCCCCGGCGUGGCCGCGAGCGACUCGCGCAAGGCGGGCGGCCGUCGGGGGCCCGCUGCCUUCAAGGAGGCCAUAUCGAGGCGCCUCUCCCGGGGCUCCGUCCACGAUGCGUCAGACUACUGCCUCACCGCUAAGCUGAUAGAGGAGCUGAAUGUGGGCGUGGCUUUGUUCCGGGAUGUCUUGCUGAGCGUGAGCAGCGCCCAGGACGGGCCCGAGCUGCGCCAGCGGAUACGCACCCUGCGCCAGCGCUGCGUCCAGGCCUGCGUCGACGCGGCACACCUGCUGCUGCCGCACAUUCGCAGCGCCGUGUCGGACGGUAUUCCGGUGGACUCGCAGCAGCUGGUGAACCUGGUGUGCUGCACACAGAUGCUCCUGCGAGAGCUGACCAAGUGCCGGGCGCUGCUCGUCGCCCACAAGAUGGACAUGCGAGACUUCUCCGAGCCUGUGGGACCGCCUGGAGGUGUAGCGGUGCUCGACAAACUGGUUCUAUGGAGGCCUCCGCCCAAAGACUACCACCUCGAAGAACUGCGUUCCAUUGACAGGGACGCGGAGACCGUCCGGUCAGUGCUGGCCGAGAUGCAGGAGUUCAUGCCUCACGAAAGUAACUGCAAGAACCUCAUUGAGGAAGGGCUCUUCAAGUGGCGCCGGAAGGGAGGCCUCUACGGGCAGCUGGGACACCACCUCUGCUGCCUGUGCCGCUCGCACAUCAGCUAGCCUCGCUGACACUGCGCGAGGCACGAACCACUUCUUUGUCUCUAACUCUUUUCCUCUCUCGAAAAAAACCCAUAAAACUGCGUGCUUCGCAAAGCU